AUGGCUUCCAGCUCAGGUAAGAAUUCCGAAUACUGUAAAAAUUAUAGAAUUCGAAAGAAAAAAGGAUCUAAUGUUUUGGAAAGUAUUACUAAGAAAGCUCAUAUUGAUCGUAUUGUGCAAGAUGCUCUUGCGCUUGAAAACCCUGUGCCUGUGUUCACACCUACUUCUGAUCUGUCUUCCAGUUUUGACCCUUGUGAGCUUCAUGAGAUUCCUCAUAGUAUUAUAGCGUCCCCAGCUGAGUCUCUACCUGAUUUGUGCUCUCAUCUCAUCCACAGCACAAGAGAGUCUCUCACUGAAUGCCCUUCUCCAGAAUUCAAGGAAUUCCCUCAUGAUUCUAUUAAUCAUGAUCACAAGAGCUCAACGGAUGAGGAACCAGAAAUCUUUAAAGAUUACCAGAAAAGACACAAGAUUCCGGAUCUUCCUCCAAAUGACAUUUCUGCAUGUUCACUGCAGUUUUCAUCCGGUUUGAUGGUAUCAGAAAAAAAUAGACAUGAACCACCUUUGAUUGCGAGCACCCCCAAACAUCCAACUUUGCCUGAUACACAUGAGAUCAAAAUUCUAUUCAAAGAGCUGAUAAAAGUAUAUGAAACAAGUAACCAACGGAUGAAAAACGUGGAACAGCAACUGAUAGGAAUAAAAAUGGAAAUGUCUGAAUUAAAAAAAAUUUGUGGAGAAGGAAAAAAUGAAAUAGUGCAACAGAUCCAGUUACCCAAUGUUGAAAAUCUCCCACUUGACUCUGAUCCAGCUGUUAUGGUCUUCAAUAAUAAAUUGCGAGAGGACAAGCAACUGCAAUCAGGAUACGUUCGCUUCUUAUAUAGUUCAUGUGCAGCAAGAAAUAUAUCAACAUUUAUGACUACAUGCUUAAGAAAAUUAAUGACACAUAAUGUGGCUAUCCUGUACAGCAGGUUAGGGAGAAAAGGGAAAAAAAGCUUCAUGAGCCUUACAUCUCUCUAUGACACCAUAAUAGGUGCUGCCACUAUGAAAUUCCCAAGUGCCACUCCUGAAGAGUUAUCCGAAAAAUUGGGCAAGUCUUUGGCCUUGUCUGGUGACUGGGAUGGCAGAAGAAAAAGUAAGCCUGCAGAAAAUGAACAAGAAAAAAAUCAUGACGAGGAGAGCCAGUCAAUUUUGUAUCAGGAACGCUUAUAA
This is a messenger RNA of Uloborus diversus, 1146 nucleotides long. RefSeq lists its product as uncharacterized. The record is from RefSeq and is a predicted model, not a curated record. The transcript is spliced from 9 exons. The coding region runs from base 1 to 1146 and encodes 381 amino acids. Lineage: Eukaryota; Metazoa; Arthropoda; Arachnida; Araneae; Uloboridae.